This is a messenger RNA of Oncorhynchus keta (chum salmon), 3705 nucleotides long. RefSeq names its product coronin, actin binding protein, 2Ba (gene coro2ba). Gene Ontology annotation, molecular function: actin filament binding. Gene Ontology annotation, biological process: actin filament organization. The coding region runs from base 677 to 2125 and encodes 482 amino acids. The record is from RefSeq and is a predicted model, not a curated record. NCBI's taxonomy places the organism in Eukaryota, Metazoa, Chordata, Actinopteri, Salmoniformes, Salmonidae. The transcript has 13 exons.
GGAGAGGGAGGGGAACGAAGCAGAGCAUUUUCCUGUUGUAGUAACCACACACUGCCUCCCUCCUGUUACUUCACUGCAGCACUCGGCAACAGCAGCACUGGGCAACAGCAGCACCACCACUUAGCGGGAGACACACAGUAACCCUGCUUUUCCCCCUCCUCUCUCUCUCUCUCUCUCUCUCUCUCUCUCUCUCUCUCUCUCUCUCUCUCUCUCUAGCUCUCGCUCUCUCUCUGUGCGUGCUCAGCAGAGCUCUCCUCUCUCUCUCUCUCUCUCUCUCUCUCUCUCUCUCUCUCUCUCUCUCUCUCUCUCUCUCUCUCUCUGUGCUUGCUCAGCAGAGCUCUCCUCUCUCUCUCUCUCUCUCUGUGCUCAGUAGAGCUCUCCUCUCUCUCUCUCUCUCUCUCUGUGCGUGCUCAGCAGAGCUCUCCUCUCUCUCUCUCUCUGCGCGUGCUCAGCAGAGAUCUCCUCUCUCUCACUCCUGCGGCGUAUUACAGCUUUGGUUUAAGUGGACAUCGCUCCGCUCCUCGCCCACUGCCUCUGCAUGACUGUCACAAAGAUGAUUGGUUUGUUUGCAUGCCAGACCUACAUAAGCCCUGAGGUCUGACCAGACUGCUAGCCAGGUGCUACUACGCUGACACAGAUUUGAUCUCUUUCCGUGUGUCUGCAUCCUCCAACCCCCAUGUUGAGCGAGAUGUCAUGGCGUCCGACAUACCGAAGCUCCAAGUUUCGAAACGUCUACGGCAAAGUGGCCAACCGGGAGCACUGCUUUGACGGCAUUCCCAUCACCAAGAACGUCCAUGACAACCACUUCUGUGCCGUCAAUGCCAAGUUCCUGGCCAUCGUCACGGAGAGUUCCGGUGGAGGGUCCUUUAUCGUUAUCCCUGUCUCCCAGGCGGGCCGCAUCGACCCCCACCACCCCAAAGUGUGUGGCCACCAAGGCAAUGUCCUGGACAUCAAAUGGAAUCCCUUCUUUGAAAACAUCAUAGCUUCCUGCUCUGAAGAUUCAUCUGUACGAGUAUGGGAGAUCCCAGAGGGAGGGCUGAGGCGGAAUAUGACAGAGGCCAUGAUGGAGCUGUAUGGACACAGCAGGCGUGUGGGCCUCAUCGAGUGGCACCCCACCAGCAGUGGAAUCCUCUUCAGUGCUGGCUAUGACUAUAAGAUCCUGAUCUGGAACCUGGAGAUAGGUGAGCCGGUGAAGAUGAUCGACUGUCACUCUGACGUCAUCGUGUGCAUGUCCUUCAACACAGACGGCAGCCUGCUGGCCACCAGCUGUAAAGACAAGAAGCUGCGUGUCAUCGAGCCGCGCUCCGGGAGAGUCUUACAGCACGCCAGCUGUAAGAACCACAGGGUGAACAGAGUGGUGUUUCUGGGCAACAUGAAGAGGCUGCUAACGACAGGUGUGUCCCGGUGGAACACCAGACAGAUUGCACUGUGGGAUCAGGAAGACCUGUCUAUGCCCAUGGUAGAAGAGGAGAUAGACGGUCUCUCAGGGCUGCUGUUUCCUUUCUAUGAUGCAGACACACACAUGCUGUACCUGGCAGGAAAGGGCGAUGGCAACAUCCGUUACUAUGAGAUCACCACAGAGAAGCCAUACCUGCAGUAUCUCAUGGAGUUCCGCUCUCCUGCCCCACAGAAAGGCCUUGGUGUGAUGCCUAAGCAUGGGCUGGACGUAACGGCCUGUGAGGUGUUUCGCUUCUACAAGCUGGUGACGCUGAAGGGGCUGAUCGAGCCCAUCUCCAUGAUAGUACCAAGGAGGUCAGAGACGUACCAGGAGGACAUCUAUCCAAUGACGGCAGGGACCGAGCCUGCCCUCUCAGCCAAUGACUGGUUGAGUGGUAUCAACCGAGACCCAGUGUUAAUGUCUCUGAAGAAGGGCUACCAGAAGCCCAACCAGCUGGUGUUCAAGGCACCGGUGAAGGAAAAGAAAGGUGUGGUGGUCAACGGCAUUGACCUGCUGGAAAACGUGCCACCCAGGACAGAGAACGAGCUACUGAGGAUGUUCUUCAGGCAGCAGGAGGAGCUGAGAAAGCUGAAGGAGGAGCUGAACACCAAGGACGUUAAAAUACGCCAGCUGGAGCUGGAACUCAACAACCUGAGGAACGUCAGCCCCGUUGGAAACAAUGUCUGACCUCUGAUCUCUAGCUUAUGGCACCACCAUCACCACCAUGCCACGUCCAGCGUCCUCCCUCCCUUUCAUCGUGUAUCAUUUGUACUUCCUGUUGCAAUUGAUAAUGUAAUAGCCACCAGAUAAUGUAAAUACUGAUUAUAACGUUUGUGUAACAAUUUUUGUUAUCGAUAAUGUCAUCAUAUUGACAUCACUGUUAAAUCCCUCAAUUGAUAAUAUAAUAACCAACUGGUAAUGUAUUUUAUUGUUAUAAGAUUUUUUUAAAUUCUGUUGAUAGAUGUAUCCUGAUAUCCGGUUUGGUUUCAUUAUGAUUAGUUAUUACAUCAUCACUCGCAAGACACCCCUCCCCCUAUUGCAGAGCACCAUCAGUGUUUCCCAGGGGUCCUCCCACCCCACCUGCCAUGUCAUGCCAUGCCCCGCUGAGUCCACCUGGCAAAGCCUUUGUCAUCACCCAGAAAUGCCACCCCCAAAUCCUCCAACCUCCACCCUACCAUCGCCAGAGACUAACCUGGGGAAAGAGAUUGACUUCCCCCUCCUCCACCAAUCCUCCCCCAUGGUCUACCCACUGCAAACCAACUCACAGCAAAGCUGCAACAUCUCAACCUCCACCCUACCAUCGCCAGAGACUAACCUGGGGAAAGAGAUUGACUUCCCCCUUCUCCACCAAUCCUCCCCCAUGGUCUACCCACUGCAAACCAACUCACAGCAAAGCUGCAACAUCUCAACCUCCCAGUGGAAGAGUCUUCUACUAGUUCCAACUACUGUGGAUGAUGCGUUUUACAGGGACAUGAAUGAAGAUUAGUUUUACAGGGACAUGAAUGAAGAUUAGUUUUACAGGGACAUGAAUGAGGAUGAUGAGUUUUACAGGGACAUGAAUGAGGUGUAUUUCAAGACAGUUUUUUUCUUCAUCUCCUAAGAAUGUGUUGUCUGUAAAAAGCUGCAGCUCUGGCACAGCCUGGCAUACAGCAACCCAGAUGUAGUCUUAAUGGGCAGUUUGUCUGUCGCCUCAGUCAUUAUCUUUUGGAGAAGUUUAGUUGGAAAAUGUAUUAUUGUUACUAUUUAUUUGUUAUAUUUGAUGUUUCUAGCUAACUCUAUAUGCAGAAACAUUCAUCUCAUGUCUUUGGGAGAAAUCGUGGUCAUGAAAAUGAUGGCUGACACACUUGUGGUUGAAUUAUGUUUUCACCCAAAUGGUGGCAAUUUGUCUGAGACCGUAUACUCAAACACAUCCUGUAUUCUCUUGAUUGAAUCGACACCAUACUAAAAUCUGGUCAAUUGGAAUAUUAGUCAACAUGAAAUUAGGUUUUGUACAUAACAGUACAUCAAACCUGAAAUAUUAAUACAAUAUUUGUCUUUAUACCUUUCAGCUAUGAAUAUUCUGUUUCAGAAAGUGCCCAACAUUGUUCAUCUGUGGUGUUCCACGUGAUCCAUUCCUCUCAAGUUAAGACUCUCUGAUAUCUCCUGUAGUUCAGGUUACCUAUACUAUACCUCUAGAGAGGAAUCAUUAUAUGUACCAUUGUCAUAAUAUUGUCAUAAUCGGUAACAUACUCUGCAGGGGUUGACUGACUAAAUGAAUGAAACAGCGA